CGCUCGCCGCGCCGCCGCCGCGUCAGAAGAACCGAAGACACGAGACGAGCGGGUCUGUGAUUAAACCGGCUCGGUGCUCGACUGUUGCUGCUGCUCGCGUCGCGUCUUUUUUUCUCUUCAGGUUGGUGGUCGAGUGUAAAUCUCUUGUGACAGCGUUCAGGUGCGAGUGAUGCGUGAUGAUGCAAUUUCUGCUCAUGACUCUUCAUUGGAUGACGGUCAGUGCCUCGCUGCAACAGUGGACACCGGCCGCCACCGGCCCACUGGAGGAUGUCAUACGGCUGAAUGUUUCCAAAUGCCGCUCACCAAACAUGGAGGACUUCACGUGUCAGUGGACUCCACUUGAUAGCGAAGAAAACAUCACCUACACGUUCAUAUACAAGAUCGGUGAUGGCGUCGCUCAGGAGUGUCCGGAUUAUGUGACCGGCGGUCCUAACACCUGUUACUUUGACAGCAAACACACACAGGUCUGGGAGGUGUACUGUCUGAAUGUCACCGCACACACCCGGACGGGUCCAAUCACUUCACCCAAAUACUGCCUGGAUGUGGUUGAUAUAGUGGAGACAGACCCGCCAUUUAACUUGACUUACAGCAUACUGAACAAAACCGAUGACGAAUCGAGUAACAUUGUGCUGGUGUCCUGGUUGUAUCCAAUUGCAUCUCAUGUCAAUGGUGGAUGGAUCACGCUGGAGUAUGAGCUGCGAUACAGACAACUGUCAGACCCGGACCGCUGGAAGGUGAAGCAGCGCUUGCAAUUUGCUAAUCUAGAGUUGCUGGAUCUUCCCGUGGGCAGUUAUGAGGUCAUGGUGCGCUGCCGAUCCACUAAAAGUAAAUUAUGGAGCAGAUGGAGCGAUUCGAUCUACUUCACCAUCACUACCGGACGUCUGCCUGUUCACGUGAUCGUGUUCAUGUUGGUAACGGCCAUCGCAGUCAUGACCUUCCUCAUCGUCGGCAUCGGGGUCAUCCCACGGGGCAAGAGUAUUAAAGCUUACCUCCUGUCACCGAUUCCCAAACCACGCAUCCAUGGACUCGACCCCAUGCUCAUAAAGAAGGGAAAGAUCGAUGAGAUCAAUCAUCAUUUCUCCUCUUUUCACGGCUAUAAAUCUCCGCAGUACUGCAUAGAGACUUGGUACCAGGUCAACGUGGACGCGAGUCCGGCCGUGACGCUCGACAACUUUCUGUCUUACUAUAAACAAGAAGACAGGGUGAACGGCACAGCGUUCCCUCAGCAUCAACCCUUACUUCAGACGAACGUUGAAGAGCCCUCUCAAAAUCCUGCAGGGGCGAGCCAGACACAGCCGGAGCUCAUGUCUUUCCCGGGAACGGAUUACACAAUGAUUCUGAACUCGGACCCCGCCGCGAUACAGCCCGCCCAUCAGGACUUCUACACCUGCGUCAGUGAGAUUGCACCCACCGGAGUGGUCCGUCUGGUGCCCUGCCUGCCUGACGCGCUUAAAAACACGCCCUACCUGCAGUUUAAAAACGAACCGAACGACGACGACUCGGACAAAAGCGUCCAGUUAGCGGCUCUGCUAAAGAAACAGAUGAAGAUUUUAUCUGGUUUGGAUGAUGCGGGUGAGACGGAGCAGAUCGAUUCUGCAGUGCCUUCACCUCCACAUUCAGCGGACCAGAACUGAGCUGCUGGAUCGGUUUGGUUACACACACACACAUGCGACAGACAAUCGCACGCUACAGUAAAACAACAAACAUUUCCUUCAUAGUUUUCUCUUGCUUUCCAGUAAAUGAAUGUUGCUUUAAGGAUGCUCAGAUAUUUUACUGGUCAACAAGACAACAAUAGUGCUGUGUAAAACACACACACAACACACACACCUUCAGGUUAUGAGUAUCUGCACAGUGGCUAGGGUGACCGUACGUGCCAUUCUUCCCGGACGCGUCCUGGCCAGGAUUUCGGUGCGUCUUUCGAAAGUCAUAUUUGUUGACCGCAUACGCCAUUCAGUUAAAAACAUAAGACAUACAAUCGUAGUUUCAUUCUUACCUUAAACUGUAAUGGUUAAUUUCUGUAAUAAUAAUAAUAAUCCUCUAUGACUCAUGCGGUCGACAAAUAAUACUUCUGGAAGACGAACCCGAAAUCCUGGCCAGGACGUGUCCGGAAAGAAUGGCAAGUAUGUUCACCCUAACAGUGGCUCAUAUGAUUGUUAGUGAAUAUCAUAGUGGAAAACAUGAAAUAUGAGAGAGCGAGCGAGAGAGAGAGAGAGAGAAAGCUCUUGAGCAUCUCUGUGGUCCAUCAGGGGCAGUCGUUGCCUUAUUGUCUAAUGGUUAGAGAGUUGGGCUUUUAACCCAAAGGCAAGUUGUGACUCUGGUGGCCUUGAGCGAUUACCCUUUGCCCAAUUUCUUCACAAUCAUGUCAUUGUCACUUCACUUUCACAGAGUCAAACAGACCGAUCACUGAAAUAUCUAAAGUCACAUUGUGCCUAAAAAUAACAGGUAACACUUAGUGCUUUAAUCCCCAGACACAUUUAAAAACACAAAUCCACACACUAGAUGUCUGAAUCUUCACUGCACAGCCAUUAAUAAACCCAAUGCUGUUUAAACCGAGAGUAAAGAAAACCCAAUUCAUGAUGAGUUUAUUUAGGAAUCAAGACUCAGGAUUGAUUGACAUCAGAGUUUAGUUUGUGUCUGAACUUGAAGGGACCUCCAGAAACCACACCUGCCUUCACAUGAAAAGGGUGCGGUUAGGUAUGAUUCAUGUUCCAACACAAUCACAAUAACUCACGGAAGUAAACCAUCAUUGAUGACGUCUACAUGUUUGUGUCUGUGUUUGUUUACUUACCUGGAUGAAAGUGGUAGUGAUGAUUGCUUUCGCCUGAGUAUGUAUUGAUGAUAGCUCACUUUUAGUGAAGUCAUUUUAGUAGUUUUGCAAAAUUAAGAACACAGAUGAUGCAAACAACACCGUCUGUUUUUGGGGCCUUCUUCUUUAAAGCCAUUAGAUUUAGGGUCGUACGACUUUAGACCCUAAUAAUAAACUAAUGUCAACACAUCUCGGGUUCAACUGUGAAAUAAAAAAAAUCUCAAAUAUGAAUAUUUCUCAACUUAAUUACAGGAAACUGCCUUCAUUUUUAAAUGUGUAAAGCAGUUCACCACAAACAACAAUCACUCAAACCACUUUUUAUACGCAUGUCAGCUUCACCAGUGUAAAACAUGAUUGACUCGCCAGUGUUUAAUGACCAACAGUUGAUCAAUAUGACAGGGACGAGAGGAGACCGAAUGAUUUAUUAACAGCUACAGAAAAACACUUUCAAAUCUCAGAGGACCAAUCAGAUGAGAGAAUUUCAAUAAGAGUGUUUUUCCCUCAGCGAUUGAUUGAUUGUCAGAAUGUUGUUGCUGUAGCCGUUCGCUCAUUUCACUGUCUGGCCUGAUGGGUAAUAAUCAAAUGUUAUUUUUAAAGAUAUCUUAACAAGUUUAAGUCAUGUAUGCAACAACAUGCACACCAAAGACUCUUUAAACCCCUAUAACCUUCUUAAACACUUUAUAAACCUCUAUAACUCAACAUCAGCACAUUACUAAAGGAAUAUAUCUUUAAGAGUAUGAAGUAAAUACGCUGAAAGAGACUGCAGGACAAACCAGAGAAAGGUUUAUUUAGAUAUGUUAGAUAAAUAUAAAUGAUAAAAGCUAUAAAAAUGUCAAAGGUUAAAUGUCAAAUAUAUAAAUGUAUUUCAAAGUGUAUAACACUAUCUACUUUUUUUACAGAAUUAUAAAAACUGACUUGAGAAUGUUUAAUGUUUAUCAGCUUUAUAUUUAAAGCUUCACACACAGUGAUUGAGAUAUGAAACAGAUUGAUUUGUAAAUAACAAAGCUGAACUCAAUCAUUCAUUGACUUUAUUUUGCAAAUAUUGAGUUUAUUUUUUAAGACGAUGGCACUUUCCCAGAACUGAUUUCCCAAAGACAUUAAGAACUGUAACCAAACACAAAUAAUAAUGAUCUGUUAAAGUGAUGUUUAAUAUAUAAAUAAUAAAUGUGUCCACUCGUAUAAAAAUUGUUACAUGCACAUAAAUCAGUGUCAUCAUUCAGGGAUUUAACACACAUUGUGUCUGAUCAGUUCAUAUUCAUCAUUUAAACUAAGCAACAUUCACACUUGACUGCUGUGGAAAGUGCCACGUUAACUACAGUUUUUAUACGUAUAUGUUUGUGUGUAGAUUAUUGUAAUGGGUUUGGUGUACAUUAGAGACUUUAACAUUGCGUUAUUUGUUUCUGUUACAUUUUUAUUGUGCGUUAUUCCUUAUUGUGAGGUUUAUUUCUGGUGUUUUGUGCCUUUGCUCACGUGAGUUUAUAAAUGUAAAUGCACUUGUUGUACCUGCAGCUAAAAGAAACUACAUAUUAAGCUCUUCUAUAUUUAAAGAAAGAUUUAUACAGUAAUACAUAUAUUGACUGGAGAUGAAGUACAGUAUAUAUUUCGAGUAUAAAAUAUAGUUUUUUGUACACGAGAUCAUUUUUGUGAACUUUCUGAGCACUAAACUUUUAUCAUCUGUGUAAGGAUGCGUAUCUGAUGGGCUGAAUGUGUUUUAUUCUCAUCUAAAUGCAGAAAAUACUACAAAGGAACAGAUUGGACCUUUGUGUAACUCAUUUGUGUAAUUGUGUUGUUUAUUGCCGUUGUUCUGUUUCACCAGCAGAUGGUAGCAGAUGUGCAUAACAAGAUCAAUCCCAUUAUUUACUUUUAUUCAAAUACUUUAAAAAUGUCUUCAUCUUUAAAUGAUCGUACCUGAAAUGCUCUUUGUGUCACUUUAAGCUAUCUGACAAAAUAAAAACAUCAUUUAUGCAAA
Messenger RNA from Paramisgurnus dabryanus, 4775 nucleotides. Its product is annotated as growth hormone receptor-like. Lineage: Eukaryota; Metazoa; Chordata; Actinopteri; Cypriniformes; Cobitidae. Gene Ontology annotation, molecular function: protein binding; cytokine receptor activity. The record is from RefSeq and is a predicted model, not a curated record. Gene Ontology annotation, cellular component: external side of plasma membrane. Gene Ontology annotation, biological process: cytokine-mediated signaling pathway.